Messenger RNA from Lactuca saligna, 1501 nucleotides. The record is from the annotation of a GenBank genome assembly. NCBI's taxonomy places the organism in Eukaryota, Viridiplantae, Streptophyta, Magnoliopsida, Asterales, Asteraceae.
AUGGACCAAAACGUAACAAAUCUUAUAGUACCUUCUGGAAGCCGCGUGUAUAAGUUUUCAGUGUUUCAAGACAGAAUUCCUUGUCAAUGUCAUCACUCCAUUCCAUUUCCUUCAUUCCACCCUAUCUCUUGCUCAGCGCUUCACAGAUUUCCUACGUCUGAUGUCUACAAGCAUGAACAUCAUCAAUUGAAUAAUCUUGUUCUUCCUCUUCAGAUUUUAAACAAAAAAAUGUCAAGUGCCCGGAAUACUCACUGGUGCUACCAAUGCCUCGAACCAGUUCGUCUCCAAGGUCGCAAUCCAAUUUGCCCUUAUUGCUCUGGAGGAUUCGUUCAAGAACUGAAUGAGGAUUUCGGGUCUUUUCAUGGACACGAAGCUUCUGAUUACGGAUUCUUGAACCCAUUCCCAAACCCUAGAAACAGGAUCAUGGAUUCCGGGUUCAUAGAUCCAUUUCCAAACCCUAGAAACAGAAUAAUGGACGCCUUCGCUGAGUUGAUUAGACAAAGAAUGAGCGAGAGAAACCCCAACUUAUUUGAGUUCUUUAAUGGAGUUCCAGUGGAUCCUAAUGCUAGUAAUAUCUUAAUGGGGACUGGUUUAGAAGAUUUGAUUCAACAGCUUAUAGCUAAUAAUGGUAGACAGGGCCCACCUCCAGCAACCCAAUCUGCAAUUGACUCUUUGCCUGUUAUUAGGAUAACAAAUAGGCACCUUCAAAUGGAAUCUCAUUGUCCAAUUUGUCAAGAUAAGUUUGAUUUGGGGUGUGAAGCUAGGAUGAUGCCAUGUCAUCAUAUCUACCAUUCUGGUUGUAUUGUACCUUGGUUACUUGAGCAUAACUCUUGCCCUGUUUGCAGGCUCGAGCUUCCUCCUCAAGGUACUGGUAUUAUCAGUAACAGUAGCAGUAACAGUAGAAACACGCAGGACAAUGACCAAAGUGAUGGGAGGAGGAAUCCGUUAUCGUUUUUAUGGCCUUUUCACUAAACUAAGAAAGUGAUUAUUGCUAUGCAAGGUAUUUCUAUAUGCGUAUAACUAGUUGUGAAAGCUGUCUGCUAUAUGAGUUAAUUUAUAUAUAAAAAAAAGUUGAGUAUAAAAGUUUAAACAUUUGAGAAGUUUGAAUUUACAAGGAAAAAUGUUAUGCAAGGUAUUUCUAUAUGUUUAUAAGUAGUUGUGAGACUUGUGUAUUACACAAGGUUAAUUAAAAAAAGUUAAAUAUAAUGGUUUAAACAUAUAAGAAGUUUGUAUUUGUAAGGAAAAUUAUGAUGCAAAGUACUUCCAUAUGUUUAUAAGUCGUUGUGAGAUAGCAUACUAUACAAGUUUAUUUAAAAAAAAGUUAAAUAUGAAAAUUUAAAUAUUUGGGAAGUUUGAAUUUAUAAGGAAAAUUAUGAUGCAAGGUAUUUCUAUAUAUUUAUAAGUAGUUGUGAGAACUGCGUACUAUAUAAAUUUAUUUAAAAAAAAAGUUAAAUAUGAAGGUUUAAAAUUUUGAGAAGUUUGAAUUUAUAAGGAAAAUGAG